UGCCUGGGCUGCCAGGGGACAUGGCAGCAGCCUUUGCAGUGGCAGACAUCGUCGUGGUGGUUCUGUACUUCGUCUUUAUCCUCGCUGUGGGGAUAUGGUCAUCGGUGCGAGCGAGCCGGGGCACUGUUGGAGGAUAUUUUCUGGCUGGACGAUCCAUGUCUUGGUGGCCUAUUGGAGCCUCCCUGAUGUCGACCGACGUGGGCAGCGGUUCGUUCAUCGGCCUGGCGGGCACGGCAGCAGCCGGGGGCAUCGCCGUCGGGGGCUUCGAGUGGAAUGCCAUCUGGCCACUGCUGGCUCUGGGCUGGAUCUUCGUGCCAGUUUACAUCGCAGCAGGAACAGACAUUUUUGCUGGAGCAUUGUUCAUCCAAACUGCUUUGGGCUGGAACCUCUACUUGUCCACUGUGGUCCUGCUAGCAGUGACUGCUGUCUACACCAUAGCUGGGGGUUUGACUGCUGUGAUUUACACAGAUGUGCUGCAGACCCUGAUCAUGGUGCUGGGAGCUAUGGUCCUCAUGUUCAUAGGAUUUGAAAAAGUUGGCUGGUAUGAAGGACUUAAGGAGAAAUACAGCACAGCAAUACCAAAGAUCACAGUCCCAAACACAGACUGUCACCUCCCACGUGCAGAUGCCUUUCAUUUGUUCAGGGAUCCCAUCACAGGAGACCUUCCCUGGCCUGGCCUUGUAUUUGGUCUCACUGUGGUGGCUCUUUGGUGCUGGUGCACUGACCAGGUAAUGGUCCAGAGGUCUCUCUCUGCCAAGAACCUCUCCCAUGCCAAAGGUGGAUCAGUGCUGGCAGGAUAUCUGAAACUCUUCCCUGUGUUUUUCCUUGUCAUGCCAGGAAUGAUCAGCAGAGCUCUUUUCCCAGAUGAAGUGGCCUGCGUGGACCCAGAGGUCUGCAAAAGGAUCUGUGGAGCUGCUGUGGGUUGUUCCAACAUUGCCUACCCCAAACUGGUCAUUGAACUCAUGCCUGAUGGGCUCCGGGGUUUGAUGAUUGCAGUGAUGAUGGCAGCCCUGAUGAGCUCCCUCACCUCUGUUUUCAACAGCAGCAGCACCCUCUUCGUGCUGGACAUCUGGCAGCGGCUCCGCAGGCAGGCCUCCGAGCAGGAGCUGAUGAUUGUGGGCAGAGUCUUCACCCUCAUCCUUGUGGUCAUCAGCAUUCUCUGGAUCCCAAUGGUUCAGUCGGCCAACAGUGGGAAGCUCUUUGACUACAUUCAGUCCAUAGGCAGCUAUCUGAGCCCACCAAUUGCAGCCCUCUUCAUCCUGGCAAUCUUCUGCAAGAGGGUGAAUGAGCCUGGUGCUUUCUGGGGCCUCAUGGCUGGCUUUGUUGUUGGUGUGAUUCGGAUGAUCAUGGAGUUCAGUUACAGUGCCCCGUCCUGUGGGGAGGAGGACAGGAGACCAGCUGUGCUAAAGGACGUGCACUACCUCUACUUUGCCCUCAUCCUCUUUGUCCUCACUGCCAUUGUCAUCCUCCUCGUCAGCCUCUGCACACCCCCCAUCCCUGAAGAAAAGCUGGAUGGCCUCAUGUGGUGGACCAGGCACAAAAAAGCACCUGCCCUAAACCUGGAAAACAGUGAAGGAGCAGCACAGACUGACCCAGAACAGAAGGAGAAGGACCUGGAGGAAGCUGCAGCUUCAGACAUUAAGGAGGAGGCAGCAGCCAAACGUCCCUGGUGGAAAAGGGUGUACAUGUGGUUCUGUGGCCUGCCCACCAGCCCCACGCCCACCCUGUCCCCCGAGGAGAAAGCAGCCCUGGAGCACAGACUCACCAGCAUCGAGGAGAAGCCCCAGUGGAAGAUUGUGUGUGACAUUAGUGCCAUUCUCCUGAUGGCCACCAACAUCUUCCUCUGGGCAUAUUUUGGCUGAGCUGGGGUCAGGACUGGCGUGGCUUUGGUUGCUCUCACCUUCCUGUCUAAGCUGGGAGCAUCAGAGGACAGAGCAGCACAUUCCUCCCCUGGAGGCACCACCUGCUGGGAAUGACUGUGGGGCUCAGUUUCUCCAUGAGGGGUGACCAAAACUCAGCACUGGUCACAUCUGGGACACAGGGGAUGUGUGGGAUAGCACGUGGGACAAGUCAGGAGGUUUGGGGUCAAGUUUAAGGGUGCAGAGCUGAGCCCAGCAAGGAGCAAAGGCUUUGGCAAGCCCAGCUGCGGCAUGGCUGGGGCUCUCUCAGGGCUGACUUUGCACUGCUGUGCUUAGGGGAAGGAGACUUAAGCACUAGCUGUGGUUUUUUAUAUGGCCAAAAUUCAGAUGGGAUCAUUUGGGGACCACUGGAUUAACUCAGCAGUGACAACCCUGGCUCCCACCAGCCUCCCCACAACCUGAGUGAGACCCAUCCCACCCCACCCCUCUUUGGUAUCAGCAGUGGGUACAGGGGGCUUCUUCCUGCUCCCCGAGCCCCCUGUCCUCCCCCUCUGCUGCAGAGGGCUGGGCUCACCCCAGCCUGCCUGAGCCUGUUUGCUCUCAGGGCUGAUGCUGCCCCUCCCCAGCAUUUCCAGCAAUAAAGGUGCCUGGGUAACCAAGCA
Molecule: messenger RNA, 2521 nt
Organism: Haemorhous mexicanus (house finch)
Lineage: Eukaryota; Metazoa; Chordata; Aves; Passeriformes; Fringillidae
Gene: SLC5A9
Product: solute carrier family 5 member 9
Exons: 14
Coding region: 21-1862 (613 amino acids)
Biological process (GO): transmembrane transport
Cellular component (GO): plasma membrane
Molecular function (GO): D-glucose:sodium symporter activity
Source: RefSeq, a predicted model, not a curated record